CUGAAAGGCUUAUGAUUUUCAUUAUUUCAGAUGGCCUCUUUGGACCAUGUGAAUAGGUCAUUAAAGCAAGUGUCAAGAUUUCUGGCUCCAUGGCUUCCUCUGGCUGGAUGCCAUAUGGUGGAUUAUCUGACAUCCAAUCACUGGGAAACCCUACUGUCACCUCAACUCCAACAUGAUCUUCUACAGUUACCUAAAGAUAAACUACAGUGUUUACCUUCUGCAUCAUUCACUUUCGACGACAUGGACUACACCUACUCGUCUGAAGAAUGGGAAGCAUCUUCCUCUGACCUGUUGUCCUUCAUGGCAGCUGUACAGGACCACAGUCUACCAUCAUUGGGCAUAACUACAUCUCUUGAGGAGGUUUUGAAGAUCCAUGGUUCUGACAAAAUCCGAACACUGAAAAUGAAAGGAAUAAUGUCAGACAAGAAAGCCCAUGAGGUGGAGGUCAUGAGUCAAGUCAUUGCACGUCUGGCUAAAGGAUGUGAAGUGGAUUCGAUAGUGGACCUUGGUAGUGGACGGGGUUAUUUGAGUUCAUCAUUAGUACUUCAGUAUGGCUUAAAUGUUGUUGGUAUUGACUCUAGUAAAUCUAACACUUCAUCUGCUGUGAUUCGGAAUGACAAACUUCAGAGGCACUGGGAAAAACUAAAACAGUCAGAAUGGAACAAAAUGGAGGGAAAAGCUACAAAGAAAGGAAAGAUGCGAAGGAAGAGUGGUAAUUCAGUGCACAGUAGUAGUAGUAGUAGUGAUCUUGUAACACUAAAGUCUGCAGAAACUUCAGCAAAUUGCCCAUAUUCAGACUCUGGAUCUUGUGGGAAAUACAUUGCCAUCACAAGAUUCAUAACUGAUGAUGCUAAUCUAGUACAGAUUGUCCAAGCUGUUGAUGAUGAAGUUCAUGCAGAAAAAGUGUCAACACAGAGUGCCAUGUUAGAUGUUAAUAAGGAUGGUGAUGGUCAAUUUAUGCAAAUAAUUCAAGAUUCAACUGUUCAAGAGCAUAUACAAACUGAUCUUGAACUGGGUGAAAACUUAGAAAAGAUGAACCUCUUUACAAAUUCUCCAAAUCAAGAUGACUCUGCAUGUGGUAAUACUUUUAUUCCUGAUGUAAAAGUGCCUCAUCUAGGGCUUGUUGGGCUACACACUUGUGGCAACUUGGCGUCAAGCAGCCUACGAUUAUUUGUGUCAAAUUCUGAGGUUCAUUUUCUCUGUAAUGUUGGUUGCUGUUACCAUCUAAUUGAAGAAGAAUUUUCUAAAAAUGUUUUUAACCACAAAAAAAUAGAGAGUGUGGACUCGACUUUCAAAACAUUAAUUGAAAAAGAUUCUGAAGAUCUUCCUAAUGAUAUAGAAUCUAGUUUGUUAAAUGGACAGUGUGAAUAUGAUUGCAAAUUAUUAAGAGAGCCAUAUUUUAAGGUCUUCAAACCUCUGAACCACAUCCAAGAUAACACUUUUGGAUCUACAAGUCUAAAUGAAGAAACUGUUUCUUGUGAUCCACUUCAUCCUUCAGAGAUUCCAAACUUGAGCAAUGGAUUCCCACUUAGUUCCACUCUCAAAAAUGUUAGAUUUGCUAUUGGAAGAAACAGCAGAAUGUUGUCCUGCCAGCCAGCAGACCGCUUGACUCAAGGAAACUUUAGCGGCACAGAAACAUUAUUCUGGCGUGCUCUGCUGCAGCUGCUGUUGAGGGAUAAACUUGGUGAUGUCUCAGAUGUGGCACAUGUUGGGCGUCUUGCAUCAAAAUGCCACAAUUUUUCAGAAUAUGCAAGACUAGCAAUUUCCAAGCUGGGAGUUUCCUUAGAGGUGACACAGGAAGACUUGGAACAGUACUACCGUGAGAAUGAACACAAUAUACCGAAGCUAGAAAGAUUUUUUCUCCUUCGUGCAUCUCUGGCUCCUGUGGUAGAAGGACUGAUUCUUCUCGACAGACUGGCUUACCUCAGAGAGCAGGAGAAUAUUUGUGCUUAUCUGGUUCAACUGUUUGAUCCUGUUACCUCACCACGAUGUUAUGGUAUAAUUGCGCUUAGGAAUCUUCAGUACAGUAUUCAAGUCACUUAAACACAUAAGAAUGAUGUAAUUUCUUUUAUGAAUUGUCAUUAUUAAUUAGACAAGUUAUCACACAGUUGUGCUCUAAUUGUACUUAGGAAUCACUUGACCUGUAGCUAAUACAUCUUCUUGUUAAGCAGAGAAUAUAUUUUGUUAUAUCUAUA
This is a messenger RNA of Procambarus clarkii (red swamp crayfish), 2195 nucleotides long. The record is from RefSeq and is a predicted model, not a curated record. NCBI's taxonomy places the organism in Eukaryota, Metazoa, Arthropoda, Malacostraca, Decapoda, Cambaridae.